Molecule: messenger RNA, 2088 nt
Organism: Culex pipiens pallens (northern house mosquito)
Lineage: Eukaryota; Metazoa; Arthropoda; Insecta; Diptera; Culicidae
Gene: Zw
Product: glucose-6-phosphate 1-dehydrogenase
Exons: 3
Coding region: 183-1796 (537 amino acids)
Biological process (GO): pentose-phosphate shunt, oxidative branch; glucose metabolic process
Cellular component (GO): cytosol
Molecular function (GO): NADP binding; glucose-6-phosphate dehydrogenase activity
Source: RefSeq, a predicted model, not a curated record
GACCCGCUGCGAUUCAGUCUUGCCGUACAGGUUGAGUAAGUCGCGCAUGGUUUCGGUACUCUCGCAUCGGUUUCGACCUCGUGUUUGUUGUUGAUCUAGUUAGCGACCCUUUCUCGCGUAGCGCCCCAAUUGUUUGUUUUGUUAUUGUUGUGUUUGACAGUUCUUAUCAGCGCGAAACCAAGAUGGCAGAUUCAGUGGUCAAAAACGGCAGCAACGGCCACGCUAGUAACGGCGCCGAUCCCUGCGAGACCUUGGACGGUGAGGAGGCGCUAGCCAUCAUCCGGCGGAACCUGAAAUCAAGCGCCAUGGACACCGAGGGCACCCACUUCGAUUCCAACAUUCCGCACGUCUUUGUCGUGUUUGGAGCUUCUGGCGACUUGGCGAAAAAGAAGAUCUACCCGACGCUGUGGUGGCUCUUCCGGGACAACCUGCUGCCGUCGGUGACCAAAUUCGUCGGGUACGCGCGCAGCAAGCUGACCGUGGCCGAGCUGAAGGAAAAGUGCCGCCCGUACAUGAAGGUGGACGCCGCGCAGCAGGAAAAGUACGACGAGUUUUGGGCGUUGAAUUUCUACGUGGCGGGCAGCUACGACGGGCGGCGGGACUUUGAGCUGCUGAACCAGGAGAUUGGAAAGUUUGAGGUUGGGAAGACGGCGAACCGGUUGUUUUAUUUGGCGCUGCCUCCGUCGGUGUUUGAGACCGUUACGGUGCAUAUCCGGAACACGUGCAUGGGGUUGAAGGGGUGGAAUAGGAUUAUCGUGGAGAAGCCGUUUGGCCGGGAUGCGGACAGCUCGAACAAGCUGAGCGAGCAUUUGGCGAAGCUGUUCACGGAGGAUCAGCUGUACCGGAUUGAUCAUUAUUUGGGGAAGGAGAUGGUGCAGAACUUGAUGACGAUCCGGUUCGGGAAUCAGAUCUUCAGUCCGACCUGGAACCGUAACAACGUGGCGUCGGUGUUGAUCUCGUUCAAGGAACCGUUUGGAACGCAGGGUCGUGGGGGGUAUUUUGACGAUUUUGGAAUCAUUCGGGAUGUGAUGCAGAACCAUCUGUUGCAGAUUUUGUCGCUGGUGGCGAUGGAAAAGCCGGCCACGUGCCAUCCGGACGAUAUCCGUAACGAGAAGGUUAAGGUGCUGAAGAGCAUCGAGCAGCUGUCGAUCGACGAUGUUGUGCUGGGACAGUACACUGGAAAUCCAGAUGGGAAGGAUGAGGAUGCCAGGAUGGGAUAUCUGGAUGAUCCGACCGUUCCGAAAGAUUCCGUUACCCCGACAUUUGCGCUGGCCGUACUUAAAAUCAAAAACGAACGAUGGGAGGGAGUUCCGUUCAUCCUGAGAUGUGGCAAGGCCCUGAACGAGCGCAAGGCCGAAGUCCGGGUUCAGUAUCAGGACGUUCCCGGAGACAUCUUCGAUGGGAAGCCCAAGCGUAACGAGCUCGUCAUCCGGGUACAACCCGGCGAAGCUCUGUACGUUAAAAUGAUGACCAAGUCCCCCGGCAUCACCUUCGACAUGGAGGAAACCGAGCUGGACCUGACCUACGGCCACCGCUACAAGGACGUCAAACUGCCCGACGCGUACGAGCGUCUCAUCCUGGACGUGUUCUGCGGCUCCCAGAUGCACUUUGUCCGCUCGGACGAGCUGAGCGAGGCGUGGCGGAUCUUCACGCCGCUGCUGCACCACAUCGAGGGCGAGCGACCGGAACCGAUCAAGUACGUGUACGGAUCACGUGGCCCGAAGGCGGCCGACCACAAGUGCGACGAGAACAACUUCAAGUACUAUGGCUCGUACAAGUGGCACCAGAAGCACUGAGUUGAUAUCUUUGUAUCGGUUUUUGUUUAACGUUUGGAAAUCAUUUAUUUAUUUGCACUUCAUUGAUUUCGUACCUGCAAUUGGCGGUGUACUGUCCGGGACCAACGGGCAACGGGCUAGGGGGAAGGACUACCCCCAGAGAGAAAAUUCAUACAACGAGAGGUUUCAUGUUUAAUUUCAUCCUAUUUUUUGUUAUCCAUACUAGUUGGAGGUAUUUUUGUUUUCUUUUGGAACAUAGCAUUUUUGUAUAAAACAACAAAAAAUAAUCCCUAAUAAAACAUUCCCAAAUUAA